CCCUCUCGGCGGCCCCACACCUCACCGCCCGACUUUUCUGCCGCCCUCGACAUCGUGAAGCUGGAGCUUGCACCUGGUCUGGGAAGAGACCGCGCUGAUCCGCGCCUCCAGCCAACCGCCUGACUGCACCCAUACCUGUCGCAAAAAGAUGAGCGAGCGAGGCGACGUCACGGCGCAAACUGCCGAAAGAGCAGACACGGGUACGCCGCCUGUUGAUGAUGGUGCCGCGGAUGCGCAGGCUGGCCAAAACAGCAAAAAGCGCAAGAACGGCAAGGAGCCCGAGGCCAACAAGAAGCCCAAAGUGAUUGAGAACAAGGCUGUUUGGAUCUCCAAUCUGCCCCCAGACACGACUGCCAAAGAGAUUGAAGAUGAGUUCUCGCGCUUCGGCAUCAUUGACAAGGGCGCCGAUGGCCAGCCACGCAUCAAAAUGUACAUGGACGACGAGACAGGCAAGUUCACGGGCAAUGCCAUGGUGGUAUAUUUCCGCAAAGAAGCCAUCACCAAUGCCGUCAACAUGAUGGAUGACUACGUUCUCCGCCCCGGUGACUACUCCAACGGCACCAUCCGCGUCGAGCCCGCCAAGAUUGAGCACAAGAAGGAGAGAGACGGCGACAAGAUUGCGUCGAAGCUCACACGCAAGGACAGAAAGGCAUCGGAGCGCAACAGGGCAGAACUGAACCGCAAACUCAACGAAUGGUCCGACAACGAAGAAGAAGUCGCCGAAGCAUUUGCACCCAAGAAGAACAAGUGGGCCAAAGUCGUCAUCAUCAAGCACGCCUUCACCCCCGCCGAGCUAGACGAAGAGCCAGAAGCCUACCUCGAGAUCAAGGAGGAAAUGCGCGAGGCGGCAGAGGAGUACGGCGAAGUUACAAAUUGCACCCUCUACGACAAGGAGCCCGAGGGCAUUGUUACUGUUCGGUUCCGCGAGUUUGAGCCAGCGGAAAAGUUCAUGGCGGAUUACCAGGGCAGAGGGUACCAGAAGAGGAAGCUGGCUCUGUCGCUUGCGGAAGACAAGCCGCGCUUCAAGAAGUCUACUCGGGGCGACGAGCCGGACAGCGACGAGGGCGAGGCGGACCGUGUGGCGUCAACGGCUGGCGGGUAAGACGGCUGGUUUCAUUUGCUUUCUUUGUUUUGUUUCAUUUGAUUUUUUUUCUCUUGCAACCGCGUUUGGUUGAGAAUGGCAUGUUGAAGCUCAAGCCACGCUAAGCGACCACAUGGGAUUUAGUUUGCUGGAGCCGAUACCCUUAAUUAAUAUACCAGCUACACGAUAC
This is a messenger RNA of Bipolaris sorokiniana ND90Pr, 1271 nucleotides long. RefSeq lists its product as uncharacterized. Gene Ontology annotation, cellular component: U2 snRNP; U2-type spliceosomal complex. The record is from RefSeq and is a predicted model, not a curated record. NCBI's taxonomy places the organism in Eukaryota, Fungi, Ascomycota, Dothideomycetes, Pleosporales, Pleosporaceae. Gene Ontology annotation, molecular function: RNA binding. The transcript is spliced from 2 exons. The coding region runs from base 149 to 1102 and encodes 317 amino acids.